GUAGUUGAAUUGUUAUAAUAUCCGUGCAUUUUUUAGUUCAGUAUUAAUUGACAAUGUUGAACUCAAACAUCUCGUCGUUCACUAUUUAUCCUUAACGCAUCUAAUAAUUCAAAAUUAUAUUUCAGAUAAUUGAAAUAUUUUUGAAGGUGUAAAGGUAAAGAUAAAAUGCCGGCAUCAUCUUCAAAAUCUGAGAAGAAGGCUAAAGUUGACAAGAAGUUCUUAAAGGAGUUAAAGAAAAAAGAAAAGAGAAGGAAAAAAGCAAAGGAUGUGGAAAGAGAGAAAGAAAAGAAGCGAGCUAAAUACAAGUCAGAAAGUUCUAGUUCAAGUGACAGCGAUGGAAGCGAUAUGGAUUUAGACAAGGAGAUUUUUCCUAUAUCCCACUACAUCAAUGACAGGGAUGAAAUGAUAAACCAGGUGUUCAAAACCAUUAAUGGUUCUAAACUAAGAUCUAUGCUCCCUCCUGCCCUUGUGGAUCUUGAUGAAGAUGAUAUAAAGACUAUCUGUCUAGAUCAGUUGAUCGGAAUGAGUAAACGAAGAUUGCAGCAUGUUUUAGCGGGCCAGGAGAUGUUGGAAAGUUCUGGAUCAGAUUCAGACUCCGAGGGUGAAAAUGGUUCAAAACCUGGAGACUCCGAUUCUGGUGAGGAUGCUUUCCAGAGUAUCAUGAAGAACGAAUUAAAAGGCCCGAUGAAGAGAUCUCACAAGAUUGCAUUCGGCAAAAAGAAUGAAGAUCAGUUGCCAGUUAAGAAGGUUAUUUUAUCCACUAGUAAAACCACAGAGCAUGGAAGGAGCAAGAAAGAGGAAAAUGAAAAAGAAGAGGAUACUGAGCAGGGAAGAACUCUGAUGGAGCUGUUAGAGUUGGAAAUGAGAGCACGGGCUAUUAAAGCAUUGUUGAUGAAAGCCGGAAAAGAGGAGGGAGAAGCGGAAACUCUGGCUAUUGAAGAAGCUCUGGACGAGGCAAAGAAAAAGGAACAAGGAAAAGAAGAAAAGAUGGAGAAACUUCCAACAUUGGUAGAAAAAAGAAAUGUUAGGAAGAGAGAUGAUGAUAGUGAUGGAGAAGAAAAGAAUAAAAUAGAGAAGAAUGAGGAAAAUGACGAGAAGAAAGAAAAGGUUGAAACUGUAAAGCCCUCUGACGAUCGAGUGUUCAACAGUGAGAACAAGGCAAUGAACAAAGCAAGAGAGAUGUUAAUGCUCUCUGAAAACAAAAAGCUGAUUCAGGAUGAGAUUAAGUCUAGGAAGGAGCAGGAAGCCCUAUUUAUGUACGAGGAGCAGAUGAGAAAAGAGCAGCUCGAUAAGGAAAGGUUGGAGAAGGAAAUAUUGACCGAGGAGGUUACUAAAAGAAGAAAGGCUCUCAUCGAAAAGGAACAGGAAGAACGAAGAAAAAUUCUUGAGAAAGAGCGUGAAAAAAUGAUUGAAGAUCACAAAAGGAAAGAGGAAAUGAAGAAGAAUAGAGAUAAAGAAAAACUGUUUUCGAAAAUUAGGCAAAUGAAAGAAGCAGAGGAGAAGGAGAAGGAAGAGCUCGAAAACCACCAUAAAACCAAAAUGUCUAGAAAACGCAUAGAGCGUGAGGAUGAAGGGGAAGUUGAAGAUAAGGAUGAAGAAGGCAAGUUGCGAAGAUACAGAAAAAAAGAUGGCGAAACCGCUGGAAUAAGUGAAAAUGAUGAAAUUGAGGAGAGGAAAGAAGAUCAAUCAACAGUAAGAAAACCAUAUCAAAGAGAGAAUGUUUCAGACAAAAAAAGGAAAGACGACGAGAUCAAACUAGGAAAAAUACGACCAAAAAAGAAGGUUGAGGGUGGUAGUGAUGUCGAAGACGGUGAAGUUGAGGAGGUAGAUAGUGAUGUCGAAGAUGAAAUUGACCGUGAGGAUGAUCAUAAGGCUCUUCUUCAAAAGAUGAAGAACUUGAGAAAUAAGAUUAGUAACAAAAUGGUCUCUGAUGAUAGCCCAGCUCUUGAAGCUGCCGCAGAAGUGUCCGGUCGAGGAAGGGCCCGGGCUAGAGGCCGUGGAGGUAAAGGUAGAGGCAGAGGAGAUGGAGAGGAUAAUUCCUGGUCUCUUAAAAAAUACGAUUUUGAGGCUCCUGACAUGGAAGAACAGAUUAAAGAUCAUAAGCCUAACUUUGUUAAAGCACCACGAAGAGUAUUUGAGAAACAUGAUGGAUACUAUUCACACUCGGAUGAGGAAACUGAUCAGAUUCAGAAUGAGGAAAAACAAGAGAUCAUCUCAGAUGGGAAAAGUCAAGAAAUGGAGGAGGAGAAGGGAGAACCAAGUAAAAAAAGGGACAAUUUUAAAAAGGUGACAAGGGAAGAAUGGAACAAGAUGACUCGAAUUGAGAAAAAAAAAUAUCUGAGUGAAAGGAAGAAGAGGAAGAUAAAGGAAACUGUCUAUAUUAAGGAUGACAGUGAUAAUGAACAGCUGAUAUCGAGUGGCAGCGAGGGUGAAAUUGAGUUGGAGCUUUCAUCCUCGGAGGACGAAAAGGAUAAAGAAGAAAGGCUGGCCAAGGUAGCCUUAAAGAGCUAUGCUAAGAGUUUUACGGCUACUGAGCACCCGGAGGACUAUAAGUUGGUGAUGCGGAAAGAUGUUUGGGAUAAAGAGUUAGCCCAGGAUGCUGAUGAAGGUCCCGAGACAUUGGAAGAUAUUGAGCUGAGAGAUAAACGAGAAAAAGUUGAGUCGAAGGAAAAAACUAAACAGGAAAAGAUCAGAGCUGAAAGAUUACGGAGAAUGCAAGCAUUUCAAGCAUCAUCUGUCCUGCGAAGUCAACCAGAUGAAGAAGAUGCAACAGAAGAAGAGGAAGCCGAGAAGGCUCAGUCAGAAGAUGAAAACAAUCCUUUUUAUACAUCAUACAAAGAGGCAAUUGAAGGAGAAGAUAAGGAUAAGGUUGAGGAUCCGCUAAAGGAGGACAGAUUGAAAAGGCAGAAAGAAAUAGAAGAGGAUGAAGCUGCACUGAAAGCAAUGGAAGAAAAACGGGGGGAUGAGAGUAAACAAGCCGUCCAGAUUAAAGCUCGCGAGGAGGCUAUGAAAAGGAAGAUAGCCGAGGUGGCUUUGAUAAAGAGUAGAAAGAGAGGAGAUCCAAAUAACCCAUGUAAAGAGGAGGUAGAUGCGCAACAGGAGUUGGAGCAGCAAACCUGGGAAGACAGAUGGAAGAAUGACGCUAAAAUGAAGGAGGUAUUUACUUCGAGCAAGCUGGUGAGUAAGGCGAAGUUAAAGAUGAAAGUUACCGUGGCAGCCGGAGAAGAAAAGAAAGAAAAAGAGACAAUUCAAGAAUCCACAUCAUCCAAACCUGUAGAUAUUCCAUCUGUGGAGGCGUUGCCAGGACGUAUCGGAAGUGUAGAUGAAUAUGCCAAUAUUCUGGGUAAGAGUGUGAAAGAGCUCACUGAGGAAAAGUUUCAACCUCCAGAAGUCAGCGAUUCUGAGGGUGAAGAAAGUCCAACUGAAGAUGAUGGAGAGGAUCUCUGGGGAAAGAUCAUGGGAGGAUCUGAAAACCAUUAGAUUUCUCGUAUCUAACACUUAUCAUUAAAACUAAGAUUUUUAUUACUAGAGCUGUACAUUUCCAAUGGACAGAAUAAGUCGGACAUGUUCUCCUCUUCUUCCGAUUUCUCACGUUUGAAUAUUCGCCAAGUAUGAGAAAAUGGUUGUAACAGAUCGGGUAAAAAUUGUUUGACUUAUUUUGUUCAUUAAAAAGUUCCUAGCUCGUGUUCAUGAAUUGGCCUAUUCGUAAUGAUUCAUUUUUAAAAUUCUUGGUUUUUCUACCAUUAUCCUUGAUGUGCAAAUACUGAUGACUGCAAGGCAAUGUUGGUUUUAUUUCAAAAUUUAAUGAUGUUCUGUUAUGAAUAUAAAUUGGAUUAUCAUUUUAA
Eurytemora carolleeae is the source of this 3845-nucleotide messenger RNA. Its product is annotated as trichohyalin. NCBI's taxonomy places the organism in Eukaryota, Metazoa, Arthropoda, Copepoda, Calanoida, Temoridae. The coding region runs from base 166 to 3480 and encodes 1104 amino acids. The record is from RefSeq and is a predicted model, not a curated record. The transcript is spliced from 16 exons.